Messenger RNA from Micropterus dolomieu (smallmouth bass), 1105 nucleotides. RefSeq lists its product as uncharacterized. Bases 72 to 776 code for a protein of 234 amino acids. The record is from RefSeq and is a predicted model, not a curated record. NCBI's taxonomy places the organism in Eukaryota, Metazoa, Chordata, Actinopteri, Centrarchiformes, Centrarchidae. The transcript has 6 exons.
UGAAAGAGAAGAGUGAUUAAAACACUUCUCCUCCCGUUUAAUGAUGUUUCUUUGUCUGGAUUGAAUUCAGAAUGAAUAUGCACCAUGUUCUGCUUUUCUGCUUCUUAUCAGCUGCUCUGUGUGGUGGAAACAAUGCAGAAACACUCAUCCGCACUGAAGGAGGAAGUGUCACAGCUGCAUGCCAUUUUAGUCUCUUUGGAAGAAGAAAGUUCCUCUGUAAAGAUGAAUGUAAAGAAGAAAACAUCCUCAUAGAAACUGAUAGCGACGUAGCUCAGAGAGGCAAAUACAGCAUCAAAUACAAAGAAGGAACUUUUCCAUUAUCUUCUACUGUUCUGUAUGUUAGCAUCACCCAGCUGACCAAGUCUGACUCAGGACGGUACAGGUGUGGUUUGGAAAGACGAUUGUUACCUGAUGCAUAUUUGGAGUUUGAGAUCAGAGUUACAGAUGCUCCAAAGACUUUUCCUGAGACCAUGAAGCAGCCUGAACAGCAGCAGAUUGGGGACACAACAGCUGCAGUGCACGGUGUUAAAGGUUACGUCCUGCCUCUGAUUGUAUGUGUCACUGUGGUUGUGCUGCAUGCUGUUAUUGUGUUGCUCCUUUACAAAUGGAAGACAAGGAGGAACUCUGAUGGUUUGAUCACCAGGGGGCAGUCAGAUGACAGGAACAUGGAGUUUACCACCCAUGAGAAGUCCUCUCCAGUCUGCAGAUGUGCAGACUCCACCUCCCCACGUGAAAAUGAAACCAGCAAUCAGGACAAAAUCUACUGUAACCUCUAACCUUUUAAUUUGCACGCUGUAACAUUUUACAGCAACAAUGACAUCAUACCCAUGCUAAAAUUCAUUUAUUUAUUUUACCUUUUACUUUGCUGUUAUCUCUCAGUGGUAAAAGAAGUACUUUAUGUAUUGAUAUGUUUUACCUAAAGGGUAACUACGAGAUGUUUUCAACCUGGUCUCUAUUUCCCCAUAUUUUUGUGUGACUAAAUGGAUUAACAUUUUCUGAAAUUUGUCUAGUUUUGAGCAAGGGCGGUUUAGUCGGAUGCUGCUGAACAGGGCUGCGGCGUAAUCGUUGCCAAAGUAAAUUGUGUCCUCUGAAGUGCUGAAGUAAA